Ictalurus furcatus (blue catfish) is the source of this 2930-nucleotide messenger RNA. RefSeq names its product interferon-induced protein 44-like. The record is from RefSeq and is a predicted model, not a curated record. The transcript is spliced from 17 exons. The coding region runs from base 1020 to 2657 and encodes 545 amino acids. Lineage: Eukaryota; Metazoa; Chordata; Actinopteri; Siluriformes; Ictaluridae.
CUAGAGGAGUUUAUGAUUAGUGGUUUCUCAGUAACACGACAAGCUGUGAUUUUUAUCUUAUUAACAUCAGGGGAGAAAAUGAAACUGUUUAUAGCUGCGAGAGCAGAAGCGAUAACAGAAGAUAACUUCUAUCAUGGAUGUUCCACAACACUGAAUGCAUCUAAUUAAUAAAACUUUAAUUAAUAAAAAUUGUAAUCAGUGAUAAAUGACUGUAAUAAGAAUUAAACACUGCAGGACGUGCUGUUAUAGGAAAAUCAUCUUCAUAUCAUAUUAGAAUUCCUGUUUUAGUCUUAUUGUAGAUAAUAAACUGUUCAUCCUAUUGUACAGAUUUGCCUCAAGUAAUCAUCAUGACAAAAGUGGAUGAAACCUGCCCUCUGGUUAAAGGUAACCUAAGAAAGGUCUACACCAGCAAGAAGAUCAAAGAAAAGAUGCAGGAGUGUAGUAAUCUGCUGGGUAUUCCACUGAGCAACAUCUUCCCUGUGAAGAACUACCACAUGGAGGUGGACACGAACGACGACGUGGAUGUUCUGAUCCUCAAGGCGCUCGAUCAGAUCGUGAAUCUCGCCAAUGAUGCUCUGGAAAACCAAAACCCUAAUGGAGACGUGCAGGAAUCUGCUGGGUAUUCCAGUGAACCACAUCUUCCCUGUUAAAAACUACCAUGAGGAGAUGGACACAGACGAUGACAUGGAUGCUGUGAUUCUCAAAGCACUGGAUCAGAUCGUGAGCGUCGCCUGUGACGCACUGAGAAAAAAAAACAUCUCUGACCUCUGGUGAAAAAUCUGAAAAGUGAAAGUAGAAUAGGGUUCAAAAACUGAAGGUAUAAAAGUGGGGACUGGGGAAGCUGCUCUACCAGUCGACCCAGUCAGAAGCUCAUUGUUCAUCUGGAUUCGUGGAUAUGUUUCAUGCACUGAAUAAAAUUAUAGGGUUUGUUUACACCUCAACGACCUCAAACACCUCAACGACCUCAAACGCCUCGACCACCUCCACCGGCUCCAGAAUUUGAUAGGCCAUGGAGGAUAAUGCCUUGGGGGAACAAAGACACUUUAGGAGAGAAACUGAGCAACUUUAAGCUCUGCAGUUCUGAUGUUAAGUUUGUCAGGAUUCUGAUCGUUGGUGAAGUUGGAGCAGGAAAGUCCAGCUUUAUAAAUUCAGUCAAUAAUGUUUUCCAAGAGCGAAUCACCUGUGGGGCUCUUGUUGAUGCAACAUCUGGAACCAGUUUCACAAAAAAUUAUAAAACCCAUCAUAUCAAGGGGAAGGACGGCUCCCGUUUACCUUUUGUGUUCAGUGACGUCAUGGGACUUGACUCUGCCGAUGGACGAGGCGCACAUGUACAGGACAUCAUCUCAGCCUUAAAGGGGUUUCUUGAGGAAGGAUAUAAAUUUAAUCCUGCUAAUCCCGUGUCUGAGAAGGACUCCAACUACAAAACAAAUCCCAAAGUUUCUGAUCAAACCUUCUGCCUGGUCAACAUUCUAGCUGCAAACACAGUGUCACUCAUGGACCAAAAGCUUAUUCAAAAGAUGAAAGAGAUCCGUGAGGAGGCUUCAGAGUAUAAUUUGCCUCAAGUAAUCAUCAUGACAAAAGUGGAUGAAGCCUGUCCACUGGUUAAAGAGGACCUAAGAAAGGUCUACACCAGCAAGAAGAUCAAAGAAAAGAUGCAGGAGUGUAGUAAUCUGCUGGGUAUUCCACUGAGCAACAUCUUCCCUGUGAAGAACUACCAUGAGGAGGUGGAUACGAACGAUGACAUGGAUGUUCUGAUCCUCCAGGCGCUCGAUCAGAUCGUGAAUCUCGCCAGUGAUGCUCUGGAAAACCAAAACCCUAAAUUUGAUAAGCCAUGGAGGAUAAUGCCUUGGGGGAACAAAGACAGUUUAGGAGAGAAACUGAGCAACUUUAAGCUCUGCAGUUCUGAUGUUAAGUUUGUCAGGCUUCUGAUCGUUGGUGAAGUUGGAGCAGGAAAGUCCAGCUUUAUAAAUUCAGUCAAUAAUGUUUUCCAAGAGCGAAUCACCUGUGGGGCUCUUGUUGAUGCAACAUCUGGAACCAGUUUCACAAAAAAUUACAAAACCCAUCAUAUCAAGGGGAAGGACGACUCCCGUUUACCUUUUGUGUUCAAUGACAUCAUGGGACUUGAACCUGACGAUGGACGAGGCGCACAUGUACAGGACAUCAUCUCAGCCUUAAAGGGGUUUCUUGAGGAAGGAUAUAAAUUUAAUCCUGCUAAUCACGUGUCUGAGAAGGACUCCAACUACAGAACAAAUCCCAAAGUUUCUGAUCAAACCUUCUGCCUGGUCAAUGUUAUAGCUGCAAGCACAGUGUCAUUCAUGAACCAAAAGCUUAUUCAAAAGAUGAAACGGAUCCGUGAGGAGGCUACAGAGUAUAAUUUGCCUCAAGUUAUCAUCAUGACAAAAGUGGAUGAAGCCUGUCCACUGGUUAAAGAGGACCUAAGAAAGGUCUACACCAGCAAGAAGAUCAAAGAAAAGAUGCAGGAGUGUAGUAAUCUGCUGGGUAUUCCACUGAGCAACAUCUUCCCUGUGAAGAACUACCACGAGGAGGUGGAUACGAACGAUGACAUGGAUGUUCUGAUCCUCAAGGCGCUCGAUCAGAUCGUGAAUCUCGCCAACGAUGCUCUGGAAAACCAAAACCCUAGUGAGAAAUCUGAGUGAAGGCUUUUUUGUUGUUGUUGUUGUUCUUUUCCACCCCUACACCAGUGCAGAGUAUUUAGGACAGUGAAAAAACAUGAAAUUGUGUCUAAAGUACAUUAUUAAAGUAAAGCUAAUUUCUUCUACUGUAAUCAUAACUGGUUUGUGUUUCUGUCGCUGUCACGUUCCUACUGCACUCUGGACUUUUUAUAUUCCAUUAAAUUAAUAAAUAUAAUGAUGUUUGGUCCUACUUCUUUUUUAAGAUUUAUACCAUUACACUAAACAUGUUUUGACAGA